AUCUUGGAUCAACUCAAUACGACACUCGGAACCUCACACACCCUGGACACUCCAUCCCUCUCCUCCCUUCUUGAAGAGUGCAUCGCAAAGAGUUGGGACUUUGGCAUGGCAUAUGGCUGCCUCCGCCCGAUAUGGUAUACCCGAGACUGGAGCACUAUACGAAACACACUGCGCAAAUGGGAAGAGAAGGACAGGGAGAUGCGACGAAAAGCACUCGUUGGUAACCGGAUCGUCAAACCACAUUUGCCACCUCGACAUGUGUGGGAUCUGUACAGUAAUCGGGUGGUGCCAUGGUGGUGCACAGGCAUAACCGAGAAGAUGAUAUGGAGGGUUCGGCCUAUAUCGCAUGCGUGGAUGGACGAGAAGGAUCGUGUCGAUGUGCGGACACCCAUCAAUGGAUAUGAAUGGCCCGUUCCCGUGCCGAAAGACACCAGCCUCAACCUUGUCCGCAUUGAGAUGCUCAAUAUCAAUCUUGAAGCGGAGUAUGCAUGGUUGGAUGUUCUCUGUUUGAGACAGGUGGGUGGACCGGAUGAGGAUAUGCGUACAGAAGAGUGGAAGCUGGAUGUGCCCACCAUCGGAGCAUUGUAUGACAGGAGUGAUGUGGUGAUUUACUUGAGUGGGCUGGGUCGGCCUUUGGGCUUGAAGGAGGGUGACUUGGAUAGUGAUCGGUGCUGGUUUAGACGUGCUUGGACGCUACAGGAGGUUGGGAAAAAGAGGCUGAUUGCUGGGGACACGCCAGAUGGACCACUGCAUGCCAAGCGUAAGGACAGGAAGUAUGGGACUCCACUACUGACCAGGUUUCACAGGCAGCUGCAAUCUACACGGAAAAUUUCGCAUGGAGUAUUUCCAGCACUGAAGGAGAUGCAGACGCGGGUGUCGACUAACCCGGUGGACAAAGUCGCAGGACUGGCAUUUGUUCUGUUCUCCUCUUCGAUACCAGCAUACUAUGCGAAUGAGUCUGUCGAGGACGCAUGGACAGCACUCGUCAAUUCGAUGCGUGCGUGGGUUCGGGGGAGGUUGUUCUUCUCGUAUCCUGAACGGGGCAAUGCAGGCAGAAAAUGGAGACCAUCGUGGGACCAGCUUAUGACGAAGCCUCUGCCCGACGCAAAUGGAUACACCCGCAUUGUCAUUCGUCGGAAUGAGGAGAUGGAUGAAGACUCGUGCAAUGUAAAGUGCAUUGAAAAGGGGUUGGUGCGGGGGUUGGCUGUUGUGGAAGGGAGUGAUCGACGCGGGGAGUUGAUUGUUCAAGACGCGGGUGGGACAGAACAUGCAUUCAACAUCACAGCCACCCACAAGUACCCGAUACCUGACAACACAUACACACUGAUUUGCGCUCAUAGAUGGAAGUCCCCAUAUUGCGUUGUUGGCCAAAGACUGCCAGGAAGAAGGUUUGAGAAAGUGUCGGUGUUACAAAUUUCCGAUGAACAAGAAUGGAGGCAGUUCCACAAUCUUACUAAACAGUGUCGAUAUAUUCUUGUUUAAGUACAUAUUGUAGUAGCUCUUCUUAAACCGAGUCGUUAUCAUACCUACCUGAGAGGGUGCAAAGGACUGCUCUUAUGAAGGGUACACGCAGUCACUGCUAGGUAUAAAGGCUUGUUGAUUGCGAAAGCCUUUCUCAGGUGCAGCCUCGCCGCAUUGCCAUUGCCAUCGUCCGACUCAUAUCAGAUUUCAAACUCUUGUCCUCCUCUUCCUCUUCACCAAAAACCUCGCAACACCGACCUGUCAUAUCCUUCCACUCCAUAUUGGGAUCCGCCGUAGCCUCGUCUUCAGGCCAUAGUCGGUACUCUUCUUCGACGGACUGGCGAGUCCAGAGAACCGCUCGCUCGUUAUAG
Molecule: messenger RNA, 1832 nt
Organism: Desarmillaria tabescens
Lineage: Eukaryota; Fungi; Basidiomycota; Agaricomycetes; Agaricales; Physalacriaceae
Exons: 1
Coding region: 106-1482 (458 amino acids)
Source: RefSeq, a predicted model, not a curated record